GGCGCAGUUUUUGUGUCAAGGCCGAUUGAUUCCUCCGCACAGCCCGGACUCCUCAGUUGUACGCGCGCAGCAGCACUUCGUGGUGAGCUUCUCCCAGUCGUUAUUUCUGCCGUCAGACAUGGCUCAUCUGGACAAGCUGAGUACUAAGGAGUUGGAGGACAUCCUCUGCCAGCUCUGUACCGAUGAGAACAUCAAAGUUGCAGCCUCUGGAGACGAUGACGCCAAGAAGAACCUCGCGAAGAGCGCCGGUUCAGCUAUCGGUGGCAAGAUGCUCAACAAGCUGGGCGGAUUUGGAAGCAUGUUUGGUGGUGGAUCCAAGGAUGGCAAGGACAGCAAGGACAGCAAGGACAGUGGCAGCAGUGGAAAGGAGGCAGAGAUGCGCCCGGCUGCCGAUGUGAUCCGAGAGCUGCCUGAGAAGGAGAAGGACAACUUGGCUGACACCAUCCAGAGCACCAUCUCCAAAUUUGGAGAUUUCAAGGACCCACAGGCGCUGCUGAAGCUCAUCACUGAGAAUGCAAUGGUCAAGCAGCUCAUUACUAGCGCUGUCAAAAAUUUCCUGGGCAACUUCCUCAAGAAUGCUGGUGGAGGUGCUGCCUGAGCUCUGUGCUGCAGUUCUCAGCCUGCUCCCUUCCCCUUACCCUGACCCUCUGCUCCCUAAGGGGGCAUGAUAGCUGCGCUUGUUGGUGUUGUCUCCUCAUGGCUCGCUCUGUAGCAGCUGCUUUCCGAACCUCCUCCUCCUUGUCUUGACAGCCCAAAGCUGCCACACUGCCUUUUCCCAAGGCAGUGUUGCCAGGCUCAGGAAAAAAUUAUUCCAUGAGACGCCACCGAGCUUGCUUGAAGAAGUUGCAGAUUUGCUCGUGUCCUGUGAUGUAGGCCUGCGAGCUCUUUUUCGUCCAUACCUUUUAUUUUCCUAAUGCUGUGCAGAUUUCCUUGUGAAAUAGGGCACGUUCAUCCUUGGCUGAUUAAAAUGUGGUUUUAUCUUUUACCAUUGUCUGAGAUACCAUGAAAUUGCCAUUGUUCUAAGGGGCAAAAAGGUCUAGUUCAUGCACAAUACAUUGGACAUUUGAAUCCUGUGAUCCUUAACUACCUUGCAUUGUUUGUGAGAAUGUCAAAAAUUUUUCCAAUGUUGUAUUUCAUGAACAUCUCGGAGGCAAGGAAAUAAAGUCUCACUCAGGAUGACCUUAUUUGAUAUGAAAGGGAUAUUAUUGGCUGAGCAGAACAGAGAAAAAAAAGUGGAGUUUGUCAGCACACUUGAAAGUAGCUUGUGCUUCUACAUGCCCAAGCUUUAAUGGCUACAGUCCCUUGUUUUGCUUAAACCAGAGUGAGCCACGGAAUACUGUGUUGGGAUUAAAGUGUACAAUUUAUCUGGGCAUUGUCUUGAACAAAGUAUAUGUUUCUUUUCAUUUUCCAUUCUUUUCGCUUUUGGUUAUUAGCUCGGACGCCGCAGCACCACCAUUAUCGCUGGGUUUGGCCACUUGUUAUGAAGAAUAAGUGGAUUGAAACAGAGCAUUACAAAAUACAAGUUCUGAUGGUAUUUUUUCGUGACCCGCACUUCACUCUGCAAAUGAAUAAAAAAUAAGAAAUCACGCUUAUGUAUACAUAUAUAUAUGUAACAGCAAAACCUAAAUUUGAAAAUGCACUGAGAUACCUCGGGGACUGCUUCAACAAUGCUUCAUGUAUGCUUGCACCUGUAUACCUCAGAAGAGAUUGCCUUUUUGGUUGGAACUGUUGUCCUGAGUUUCAUUAAUAUUGUUUUAUAUACGUACCAUUUUUAAGAGGGGUUUACAUCAUCAAAAUAAUAUUCAUCAGUCAUGUUGCACCCAUUUAAAAGCAAUACUUGUUUGAUGUCUCAGUAAAUUACAGCCAAAAGAAGACCAGCUUAUUCUAAGGACAUGACAGCCUGCAACACCACAGCCAUGAGUACCAAAAGCUAUUUUUGCUGAACCAUUUGCCACUGUAAGAAGCAGCCUUAACAAAUGCAAGAAUCAUAGUAGUAUUUGAUAACUGUAAACUGCCGGAUAACAUGGCCUUUCUCUCUGUUGAUAUUUAUUUUGCUUGUAUUGCUUUGAAACGGCCUAUUCUUCAAUGGAUACACUGCCAUUGUUUGUGUUGAAGAGGAGUGAGCAGUUGCACAUUUUUUCUGAACAGAUUGUGGUGAAAUCUGACCGCCCAUUUUAUUUAAAAUGACUGUUAUUCAUUGCAUAAGCGUUGUUUAUUUGGUGCUGUUAACAAUUGAAGCAUGGAAAAAAAUACUUUAUAUGCAGUUCAUUUUAUACAAGAAAGGCUUGACAGUACUUGAGACACUACGCAGUGUACAAUCAUGAAAGAUUACAUUUAUUUAGAGCCUAAUGUCAAUUACUAAUUAUAGUUUGAGUUGUUGCUGCUCCAUGUGUUGAAAAGCUAUUUUUGUUUUGUUGUAUACACCAUGUGCUGUUACAUUCUGCAGCUAUUGUGAGCACUCAAAUAAAAUGUCUACAUAAACGCAA
Messenger RNA from Dermacentor albipictus, 2486 nucleotides. RefSeq lists its product as uncharacterized. The record is from RefSeq and is a predicted model, not a curated record. NCBI's taxonomy places the organism in Eukaryota, Metazoa, Arthropoda, Arachnida, Ixodida, Ixodidae.